This is a messenger RNA of Drosophila grimshawi, 1195 nucleotides long. It is a transcript of the gene Nup43, whose product is annotated as nucleoporin Nup43. Lineage: Eukaryota; Metazoa; Arthropoda; Insecta; Diptera; Drosophilidae. The coding region runs from base 79 to 1143 and encodes 354 amino acids. Gene Ontology annotation, molecular function: protein binding. Gene Ontology annotation, cellular component: nuclear pore outer ring. The transcript is spliced from 2 exons. The record is from RefSeq and is a predicted model, not a curated record.
AUAUGUUUGCGGCAAGCGACCGGCAUCAAUUCAAUUUAUUUGUGUGUUGUGACUUGAUAAUUAAUUUAGAAUAACAUAAUGGCCACAAAAGUAGCUGCCCAUUACAUUUCGGAGAAGGUGUCAAAUGUGCGUUGGCUGCCAGAGCAGCUGCAGCAGACCGAGCGGUUCGUAACAGGCAGCUGGGACAUGGACAACAAUUAUGUGCGCUUGUGGCGUCUGCACGCAAAUCCAUACGCCCAGGAAGUUCAGCACACGCCGCGCUGCAACGAUAAAGUGGCCAUGGAUGGCGAUGUCACCGGUUUGGAGUUUGUCAACGAAGACACUCUGGCUGUGAGCUGUGCCGACGGCCACCUUAGCUUGCUGAAAGUGCACAGAGCCGUCGAGGAAGAUCAAUUGGAGCGCAUGGAACGCAGCGAACGCCUGCACGAAUUCAAAUGUAGUCAAAAGAGUGCGCCUUGCACGGCAAUUGAUAUAUAUGGCAACGACAUAGCCACCGUUGGCGAAGACGGCUGCGUCAAUGUGUUGAGUGCCCACAAUUUGAAGCAAGUGAAGCGAACCAUCGAUGCCGACAGCAUAUCUCUAUUGUCCGUAUGCUUUGUUAACCAGCAUCAGCUGGUGACUGGCAAUCGAAUGGGCGUCAUUCGAAUGCUCGAUGUACGAGUUGACAGCACGGGGCAACAGGAUAUUUCAUUCGCUGCUGCCAGUCAGGAUCCAAAAAACUCGAAUUUUGUGUCCGCGAUGGCCACGCAUCCCAUGCAACAGCACAUCCUUAUAUGCGGCAGCGAGGAGGGCUCCAUUACGGUGUGGGAUCUGCGCAAUUUCGAAUAUCCAGCCUCAUAUCUCAGCGCACACAACAGUCCCAUCACCGACAUAGGAUAUCAUCGCCAGGAUCCGUCGAAGUUGUUUAGCGCCGCCGAGGCAGGCGAGGUAUGGAUGUGGUCCGAAAAGAAACAGCUCAUUGAUAUGAGCAAAAACGAUGGCAACAGUGCCUGGCUGAGCGGUAAUCGAGUGCGCUCCUUGGUUAAUGUGGAUGGCGUGCUGACCGACAUACGCAAUCCCGUCAAUUCAUUUGAUGUGCACGGCUCACGACUGAUUUGCGGGAGCGACAAGGAAGUCAUUUAUAUUGCAGAUGAUAUUUUUUAAAAUCAAAUUUGUACUAAUUCUGCUGUCAUUUAAAAUGAAGUUUGUUCACUUA